Histoplasma capsulatum G186AR is the source of this 531-nucleotide messenger RNA. RefSeq lists its product as uncharacterized. The record is from RefSeq and is a predicted model, not a curated record. The coding region runs from base 1 to 531 and encodes 176 amino acids. Lineage: Eukaryota; Fungi; Ascomycota; Eurotiomycetes; Onygenales; Ajellomycetaceae. The transcript has 4 exons.
AUGAUGGAUAAUAGUAUUCCGACGAACGCCCCAAACAAUCCACCUCAAGCAGAUUGUGUGCCUGCGAAAACAUGGCAUAAACCUGGACCGUCAUUGUCGCGUAGAAGGAUAGGCGGCCCAGAUGCCAAGGUUGCCAGUGUGGCCGCAACCAUGGACCAAUCAAUACCUCGCCAUUCCGCGCCGCUUUCAGAGUUCGCUGUGAUUGAGCAGCUGUUGGCGAAUUCUGCGGACCCUCCUUCGCCAAGAGCCCAGACUUCCCACUGGCAGGACGGUUGCGUAUCUACGGGUCCGUCUGAAGCCAAGAACCUUACGCUAUUUUUGGGGGUGGAGGGGAUGGCCCGGAUGGGGAGGGGCGGAGCGGUUUUCGGUUUCAAUAUCCUCCUGUCAGAUCAGGAAUCCCAGCCGAUGAUUUAUAAAGCCAUCGAUGUUCCCACUUCGUGGCCGGAUCUUGCCCUUUUGUUUGCCUCCAGCGUUAUCGUCAGUGGUGUCGUUAGAAGCUAUUUUCUCUGGUCGACCUACAUAUCCGAAUAG